Molecule: messenger RNA, 6831 nt
Organism: Prinia subflava (tawny-flanked prinia)
Lineage: Eukaryota; Metazoa; Chordata; Aves; Passeriformes; Cisticolidae
Gene: MTMR8
Product: myotubularin related protein 8
Exons: 14
Coding region: 83-1918 (611 amino acids)
Biological process (GO): phosphatidylinositol dephosphorylation
Cellular component (GO): membrane; nuclear envelope; cytoplasm
Molecular function (GO): phosphatidylinositol-3,5-bisphosphate phosphatase activity; phosphatidylinositol-3-phosphate phosphatase activity
Source: RefSeq, a predicted model, not a curated record
CGAGGCGGGCGGGGCGGGGCGGGGCGGGGCGCGCGGGCCCUGAUGGCGGCGGGGCGGCCCCUCACGGCGGGCCCGGGCGGCCAUGGAGCACAUCAGCACCCCGAAGGUGGAAAAUGUGAAGUUGCUGGAUCGCUACACCAACAGGAAGGCAGCGAGCGGGACCUUGUACCUGACAGCCACACACCUGAUCUAUGUGGAUGCCUCUGCUGAAGUCAGGAAGGAGACAUGGAUCCUGCACCACCACAUCUCCAGCGUGGAGAGGCUGCCCCUGACCACGGCUGGGUACCCCCUGCUCAUCCACUGCAAGAACUUCCACGUGGCUCACUUUGUGAUUGGGCAGGAGAGGGACUGCCACGACGUCUUCACCUCCCUGCUCAAGCUCUCCCAGCCAGUGAAACCCGAAGAACUUUAUGCUUUCUCUUACAAUCCUAAAAUGUCCAAAGAGAGCCGGGAAAUGGGGUGGAAAUUGAUUGAUUUGAGACUGGAUUACCAGCGCAUGGGAAUUCCCAACGACUGCUGGGAAAUAACGGAUAUUAAUAAGGACUAUGAGGUUUGCAGCACAUACCCUCCUGAGAUCGUGGUGCCUCGAGCUGCCACCAAGGCCGUGGUGAUGGGAAGUUCAAGGUUCAGGAGCCGAGGGCGGAUUCCGGUGCUUUCUUACUUACACAAGGAAAACAAUGCCGCCCUGUGCCGCUGCAGCCAGCCCCUGGCCGGGUUCAGCGCGCGCUGCCUGGAGGACGAGCAGAUGCUCCAGGCCAUCCGAGAGGCCAACCCCGGCUGCCCCUUCAUGUAUGUUGUAGACACGAGGCCAAAGUUGAAUGCCAUGGCCAACAGAGCUGCUGGGAAGGGCUAUGAGAAUGAAGAUAACUAUGAAAACAUUCGUUUUAAAUUCAUUGGCAUAGAGAACAUCCAUGUGAUGAGGAGCAGCCUGCAGAAGCUGCUGGAAGUGUGUGAGAUGAAGUCUCCCUCCAUGAGCGAUUUCCUGACGGGGCUGGAGAACUCGGGCUGGCUCCGGCACAUCAAGGCUGUGAUGGAUGCUGGUGUCUUCCUGGCCAAGGCUGUGAAGGAGGAGGGGGCCAGCGUGCUGGUGCACUGCUCCGACGGCUGGGACCGCACGGCGCAGGUCUGCUCCCUGGCCAGCCUCCUCCUGGACCCCUUCUACAGGACCUUCAAAGGCUUCAUGGUCCUCAUAGAAAAGGAGUGGAUUGCAAUGGGCCACAAGUUCUCACACAGGUGUGGCCACCUGGAUGGGGACCCCAAAGAGGUGUCCCCUGUGUUCACACAGUUUGUGGAGUGUGUGUGGCAGCUGAUGCAGCAGUUCCCCUGCUCCUUCGAGUUCAGCGAGCGGUUCCUGCUGGAGAUCCACGACCACGUCUAUUCCUGCCAGUUUGGCAACUUCCUGGGCACCUGCCACAAGGAGAGGGAGGAGCUCAGAAUAUUUGAGAAGACCCAUUCCCUGUGGCCUUUCCUCUUACAGAGGAAGCAGGAGUUGAGAAAUCCUUUGUACAGAGGGUUUACAGCUUACAAAGAGCUUCAACCAAACACUCUACCCUUCAGUUUCCAGUUCUGGUGUGGGAUGUACAACCGCUUUGACAAGGGCAUGCACCCCAAGCAGUGUGUGCUGGACCAGCUGCUGGGCUGCCUGCGCCAGAAGGGGACCCUGGAGGACAGCGAGUCCCACCUGGAGAACAAACUCACUAUCCUCGACGGCCCCUUGCCCAGCGAAGGCUGCACCUCACCCAAGGCAGGAGCUGCUGCUGCCAAAGCCCCAACUCCUCCUCAGGACUGUGCAGAGGGAGCAGCCUCUGUGCUGAGCAAUGGCCCUUCCCUGGGCCAGCAGAAGCACAAGGAGAGCCCAGCCCAGCCCCAGGAUCUUGGAGCCUGCAGGGAGGAUGGGCAGGCUCAGCACCAGGGAUGAGCUGUGGGAGCUGCUGGAGAAGCUCUGGGGAGCUGGUGCAGCCCCGUGUGCAGCUGAGUGUGAGUAGGGGUGAGCAGGGCUGGGGGAGCGGCUGCUGGGGACUCCUCCUGCAGCUCAGGUGAUGCAGAGCUCCAGGAGCCUGCCUGGCAUUCCUGGGAACUUGGCUUUCCGUGGGAACACGUGCAUUUCUGAGGGUUAAGGCUGCCUGCCAGCACUGCUGUUUGAGGCUGGAAGAAAUCUUGCCAAUUCCAUGAGGAGCUGGGCAGUAGCUGCAGGAGGAAGGAUGCAAAUCCCUCUGUUCUCAGUGGUGGUCCAAGGUCAUCUUAAAAUGAGAAAAAAAUUCAGUCUGUCUUCAAAUGAUGAAAAACCCCCAACCUUUCUUAGCUGUGGAUGAAUCUCUGCAUGGACCCUUGCCUUGUAGCAGAACUGAUUCCUGUUUUGUUUCCUAUGCAUAUUUGUUACACAAAACCAAACCCCCUGUGCCUUCUCUGAGACUGUGUCCGUGUCCCAGGCUGUUGCUGGGUUUGUGUCAGAGUUUGCAGUGUGGUGUUGGGUCCUGUCUGUAGUCAGUGUUUGUGAGGAGGUUUUCUUCUGCUGCAGCUUCUCCAGGGUUUUUGCUGAUCCCCUGAGUUGAGCAGCUUCUUUCCAAGCUGACCUCUUGAAGAAUCAACUUUUGUGGACUUCCUUUAUUGAUGGGAGUGCAGCAGCCCCCAGAGGCAGCCUGUAACACAUGGAUUUGUGAUAAGAGGGAGCAUUGGAAAUGAUUUGUGUGGAAUUUUUCUCUCUUAUUUUAUCAUCUUGGUUAAACUGAAGCAACAGAGUAACUCUGUUCCAAGCUGUAAUCAUUGAUGAGACAGCAAUUACAGAUGGGGUGUGUCCUGGUAUUGAAAUGGGGACUAAAAGGAUGAAAUCACUUGCUGAUUCUAGGGAAUGUUCAAAUUCAGGGAACUUUAGUGAUGUUUUGUCUGUUUCAUGAACAAUAUCUCUCAUGGCAAUGAACUUGGGAAGAAACAGAAGAAACAAGGGCUUCUCUUCCCAGGGAUUGGGUGUCACAAAUCAGUGUUGGAAGGUCACCCAAAGAAUCCUUGGGAGAGGCAUCAGCAAAAGCAGGUUUGAGAUAAAAAAGUGUGACCAAAUUCAUUGGCAAGGUUCACUCUCUUACUUAUUAAGUGGUUAAAGCACACAGAGAAAAACUAAAAUAACAAAUCAAGCAAUCUAAAACUAAAAUCAACCAGCGUGGAGGCUGGGGAUGGAAAAGGGUCAGGAUGAAAAGGAACAAGGGAGAUUCCCCUGCUGAGCCAUAAGGUUCAGAGUGGAGCAUCCUGCCAGACUGAGCCCUGGAACUGUCUGCAGUUCAGGCCUAGAGGUUUCCUCAGAGAAUCAGUAGCAGCCCUUGAACUCAGCAGCAGAGAAUCAGCAGGUAAGGAAUUGAACAAGGGGUUUGUGUAGAAUUUCCUAUAAGCACAACAGGAGCUCCCUUAGAGGCUGAACUCACAAAUCCAAAGUACUCCAUAAUCCAGGAGGGCAGCAUUCCCAGUGCCUGGGCUCUGGCACAGCCCCAAGGACCAGGUCCAGGUGUAUCCCUGGGAAAAACUCCCUCGAGUUCCCUGUUUAUAGAGAGUUGAUUUUAUCAGAGUCACUCUCCAGCCUGGCUCCAGUUAGGGUCAAUAUCUUCCUUUGGAAGGUCAACAACAAACAUGUUCCACUUGGGCUGUUAUUCAGGCAAGAAAAAUCAGAUUCCAGGGCUGUGGGUUAAACCAUGGAGUUUGUACUCCAGGCCUGGGAGCAACCAGUGUUCCUGAUAAGCUCAGGGUGCUGCUUAUCAAGGCCAAGGCCUGAGGACAGUUCUGGGGUCCUGGUGUGGCCUUUGGGGCUUGGAGGAGCCCCCCUCCCCCAGGAAAGCUGUGCCACUGUCCCUGUUCUGUGCUGAAUUGCACAGGAUCCCCCUGUGCAGCUUUAUUCAGGAUGCUGCUCUGCUCUCUUUUUCAAGCUGUUGUUUCAAUUGGGUGCUGCCAUUAAGUUUUCAAAUCACUUUUUUAUAAAAAGUCUGGGAGCCAACUGAAAAUAUUUGAGCCUUCUCAAUCUCCAGUGAAAGUGGAAAGAUUCCAUUGUAACACCAGAAAGUGGAAUAGCUGUGUUCAUGUGCUUUUAACCCAUGGUAAAAUCACUGGGUAGGUCCAGUGUCCAAAAACCAAUCCAAACCUCCCUGGGUGGCUCAUUCUGGCUAAGAAAACAGCUAUUUUAUAAAGCAUGUGAAAGAUCCAAGGAAAAAGAGAGCACAGAGUUUCUCCACAGCCUGGAAUGGCAAAGAAGUUUUUUAAUAUUGAGGGUUUGUCAGACUUAAAUAAAGUUGUUGCCAAGGAAGGAGUGGGAGCUACAAGAGUGACUGAUGAAGAAUGAAACACUGGAAAUGCUGCCCCAAGUGUAGCUGAGGGAUCAGCCCUGUCUUUUCUUUCCAGGGGUAAUGGGCAACAUCCAUGCCCAAAUCUGAGAGAAAAUGGGCCACAAAGCCAAGACAGGCUCUUUUUAGGACCAGUUAUUCUAUGGAUCAUCAGUUUUUGAAUAUCUUAAAUAAAUUCCCUAAUUUUCAGAGAGGGUUUUGAUUGACUACUGAAGGAUUUAAAGGUGCUAUUGGUUAAUUCUUGUACAAAUCCAGCUUGCAGAAGGCUCCUGGAAAUGUUUGUAUGUUGCAUUGCCUUUCGAAUUGCCAUUGGAGGAGUUUAAUAAGCUUUACUUGUUCCUAAAAAUGAUGUCUCCACAAAGCUCCAGUGUUACUGUAAGUGUGUACAACCACCACCAGGUUACUCAGUGGUGUAAGCUUGGAGUAAUAUUGCUGCUUUUAACUCCAGUGGCAAAACAGCCAAACCCAAAAAUCAAUGUCUCACAAGCCUCUUGAAUUUUGUGUGUACAGGCUCAAGCAAAGGCUGCAGUGUAUUAAAAGCCUUUUAUGCUGAUGCUGGAAUUUAGGAGCUGGAAAAGAUUCCAGGGUUUCCUCUCUUUCCACGGGCUCAUGGUUUGAAAACCAGUGAACGAGAAGCUGUUUGGUUUUGGUGGUGACUCUGGGCUGUUGGAAGAGCAGAAGUGAGGCUGUUCAGAGCCCUGCAGUGUGCUGGGCUCAGGUGGGAUGUGCUGCCCUAGAAAGCUGUUCCUGCUCCUGGAGAGCCCUGCCUGGAUUCUCUGCUCCUGGAGUGUGGAAGGGAUGGAGAAGCUGUUACUGCUGCUGGAAUCUGCUGCUGCUGGGGAAAGUUCUGCAACUGAUUCAUUCCUAGGGGAGCACCCGUGCUUUGUGAGGUCAGAAAUCCUGCUUUUAUUUGGAGCAGUGCAAUCCUUUCCAUUUGGAUUCCUGUGACUGGGAGGAAGGAGGGCUCUGAUGUGCUGCAGGUGAUCUCUGCUUGUGGAAAACUCUCUCUGUUCUGGAGCUGCUCCUGCUUCCCCAGGACCUUCCGUGGCUUCCCCAGGACCUUCCGUGGCUUCCUGCCUUUUCCCACCAUCUCCAGUGCUACAACCAGGUGUAACCUUGUAGUGAGCCAGUGCCUGUCCUACUCUGAAGCACAAGAGGGACUCGUGGAGCUUCGUUUGAAAUGUCUUUAAUGUGAACUUCAUUCUGAGGGCUCUUACACUGGGGUUUUCUUUUGCAGCUGUUACCUGUGGGAGAGAAAAUUCAAUUGGUGCUCGUUGCUCUGCAGGGAAAACCAGGAAUAAUUGGGUUAUCCAUAGUUUUAGUUCUCCGUGGCCUCUUUAGGGAUGAGGAAAAGCAGUUUGUGAAAGCUUCUAGGUCUGAUUUACUCCUGGUCUGUUCCUGUGCUUAGUGAUUGCCUUUCCAAGUUAAUUCCUUGGAAUGAAAAUCCACCUGCUCUGAUCCAGAGCCAUCCUGACUGGGAUGGAGGAGAUGAGCUUGGAGGGAGCUGGGAACCCUCCCCAGUCCUGCAGAGUGGGUUUUGUGAGGAGCUGAAGGUGCCCAGAGCUCCAGAGGAUGUCCAGGUGGGAAUGCCAGUGUGGAGCAGCCCUGUGGCUGCUGUUUCCAUCCCUCUGGAAGCAGAGAGCCCUCAGAGGUGCUCCCAGAGCUGAGGCACCCCCAGGAAAGGCCUUGGAAAGGGAGGAGCUCCUGUUCAGCUCCUGACAGGCCUGGCCUUGGGCAGCCUCAGGGCCCAGAGGAAUUUCCUGGCACCAUGCAGGGCUGGAUACCCAGGAGUGCCCAGGAGAAUUCCAAGCGUGUUUUCCUCUCCUCCCCACCCCCUCUGCUCUGUGCUGAGGGCUGGGGUUGUUUUUAUAGGGACCUCUCCCAGCUAUUCCUGGUUUCCAUCCCUCCCUCAUGCACAUCCAGGCAUUCCCUGGGGAAAGGACCUGCUCUGAAUGUCCUAUUUGUGUUUUAAUUAUCACCCAGCACUUGAUUAAUUAGCUGAGGAAGCAGGGAAUGGUAAAACCUUUGCCUGGGACCAGGCAGCCAGGUGGGCCAUUCGUUAGGGCAGGUUUGCUAAUGACAUUAAUUAAUGUGUCCCCCUGGGAGCUGCAGGAGCAGGGCCCAGGGGUUGUUUUUCUAUCAUUUCUAUAUUUCCAUCUAUUUAAUGCAGCAGAAGCUACUGGAGUAACUCAGCCCUGGAUCCCACCCUCCCCCUGGAUCUUCCUUGGCAUCCCCAAGCUGAUCCUUUAGGAAUGUCCCUAAAACCCUGUGUGGAGCUGCCUGGACUGUCCCUGCUGCUGUUUGUGUCUGUGUCACUGGUGGGGGACAUCUGUGGGGGUGAGGGCCCGUUGGUGCCCCGAGGGCUCCGUGGGGCACUGCAGUCCCUGCCCUGCUUGAAGCUGAUCGUGUCUGGAGGAGAAUUGUGUCUUUUCUCUCUGUUUGUCCCGUGGAGUCUCUCUUGGAUUGCAGGUAUUUUUAUUCCCUACAGAAAUAAACACUUUGCCUUUUUAAA